Morone saxatilis (striped sea-bass) is the source of this 2102-nucleotide messenger RNA. Its product is annotated as endoplasmic reticulum protein SC65-like. The record is from RefSeq and is a predicted model, not a curated record. Bases 347 to 1645 code for a protein of 432 amino acids. Gene Ontology annotation, cellular component: endoplasmic reticulum. The transcript has 7 exons. Lineage: Eukaryota; Metazoa; Chordata; Actinopteri; Moronidae. Gene Ontology annotation, molecular function: collagen binding; protein binding. Gene Ontology annotation, biological process: collagen fibril organization; peptidyl-lysine hydroxylation.
CCACAUAAAUAUUAUAUCCUAAAACCCCAAAGAAUUUCCUUUGUCAUGCAGUUUUUAUCUAUCUCAUUUUAUUUAUUCACGUGUGAGCAACGAACAACACCAAAACAAACCGGAUACGCACACGCAGUAACUUUUACGCACGACUAUUAUUCUUGUGCCAAAUAAGGAAACGCAUGUGACAGCUGUAGGCCUGCACUGAGAAACCCGAGACAUUAACCUCUGAAAGGCCCAAUCCCAGAAUUCCCACAGACCCCUAAGCACUUCAGCAGACCCUCACACAGACACAGAAAGUUAGCAGCAGCAGACGACAGAAGAAGCGAACUAAUAUGUUGGAUAACAUCUUAUCAUGGUUGUAUUUUGCGCAAAAGGAGACGCGUUGUUGGCGCUGCUUUGUUUGACCUCUGUUUUUAUGACAGCAGCACAAUAUGAAAACUACAAAUUCAAAAAUGUCCCCAAAGAGGAGCUCAUGCCCCUCAACACUGCGUAUGGAUUGGCUUUGGACCAUUACGCAGCAGAGAAGUGGACGGAAUCGAUCAAAUACUUGGAACUGAGUCUGCGUUUGCACCGGCUUCUUAAAGACAGCGUGAGAUACUGCGUGCUGCUCUGUAACAGUAGCAAACAUGAAGAACCGUCCUUCACAGGAAGCCGGGACCUCCGCGUCUACUGGCUCGUUAUGAUGAGGGCGUCCUGUCAGAAGAAGUGCAGGGCGCAUUUCCCCGCGCUGCAGCUGCCUCCCCCCGGCAGAGAGAUCCUGGAGGACUUCAGAAGAAGAUCUCCGUACAGAUAUCUGCACUUUGCGCACUCCAGGUUGAAUGACCUGCAGAGGGCUAUCCCAUGUGCCUACACCUUCCUCCAGAAGAAUCCUAAGGACCAGGAGAUGCGUCUACUGAUGGAGGAGUACAAGAGCCAAUACAACCUGAGCGGCUACCUCACAGACCACGAAGAACAACCAUAUGAGCCCUCCUUCCUAAGAGGAGUGAAUCUCAUCAAUUUAGGUGACUACAGCGGCAGUGUUGAACACAUGGAGGAAACUCUGAGGCUGUAUCUGCAUGAGUACGACCUCUGUCUGGCAGACUGUGAAGGGAUCGUUCAACUUUCACCAGACAGUGACUUCUAUGCAGUCGUGGCAGAUGUCUACACUGACGUAUUACAGUGUAAGCUGAAGUGUGAAGAACACUUGAUGCCUAAUGUUGGGGGAUAUUUUGUGGAGAAAUUUGUGGCCACUAUUUACCACUACCUCCAAUACGCCUAUUACAAGUUGAACGAGGGCCGCAGCGCGGUGCCCUGUGCAUACAGCUACUUCCUGUUUGAACCCGAAGACCAGGUCAUGAAGCAGAAUCUGGUGUAUUAUAAAGCCUACAGUGAACAGUGGGGCCUUCAGCCCGAACACUUCACACCCAGGAUGGAGGCUCUCAAACACUAUAACCAGACGCUCGCUCAAAAGCAGAUGCUGACAUUAGCAGAGAAGUACUCUGAGUUGGACGAUGAGGAUUUUCUUGGACCAGAGGAAGCUGCACUUUUGGCCUCCGAGUCUCCCGAUGUGGAGUUUGAAGGGAUGGGAGACUACGAGGAGUCCAUCUAUGCUGACUGGAGGCAGCCGAAGGGCAAAGGAGACACUGGGGAGUCUGAAGAGAGCCGAAAGUGAGGAUUUUACACAGCAGUAGAUCUGAAUAUGUCAUUUAUAGUCAGUAAUUUUAGAGUCAGUAGUCAGAUAAAAAGGUGUUUCACAUUUAAGUUUUACACACAGUGUGGUUUAUUAUCCUUGUUUAAAUUGAAUUGAAUUGAAUUGAAUUGAAUUGUUUAUAUUAAUCUACUCUGUUUUUAAGAAAUAAAAGAAGGUCAAUAACUCAUUUCACUUUCCUCUUCAAACUAGAGUCAACAUUUAACGUCUAGAUUGAGUAAAAUACUGUAUAUUACAGUAAAUGAUGAAUAUCACAAUGUGCAUUUAGCCUACUUAAAGGUCUAAGCAUUGAUUCAUGACUUAGCUUAAUGACAAAGUUAACAACUACAUAAAGCACUCACUGUAUUUACUAGUCUUUAUCUUUCAGCUGUUAAUUGUUACAUAAGGUAUAUUACUUUAUUAAAAAGUAUGUUUAACCCCC